GGAAUCUAACAACGUACAGCAGGACUGGCGAAUUAAUUGCAAACCGACCGAUGUGAGCUUUGAUCGGCGAUUCAGUUAUGCUUUUGCCAACCGCCGCCGAACCGCCGCGCCGAAUUCAGCCGAUUUCGCUGUCCCGGUUUUGCCGCUAAUCCUCCGGGAAAAUUCGCCGCUAAUUCGGGAGCGCGCGACGCGCCGGACCACCGGACCCAGUGUGGAUGUGUACCAUGGUGUCACUGUGCGAACGCCGCCGCCGCCGAUUUUUUUACUAGUUGGUUGUAGUCGUUGAUAGUCGAUAAUAGAGGGUGUGUCUCCCUUGGAGAAAUGCUGACCUAAAUAUUGCCGAUAGCAAGGUAAUGCGAUUGAGACAUCAGCCACCCUUCAACCGUACAUCUAGGAUCGUAGGCCCGACUGAAAUGUACCACUGGGGGCCAAAUAUGGAGGGGGGCUUGGACGCAGCGCUCGCCGCCACGCCGCCAUGGCGCUGCUGAUGCGACGUCUAUUCGUAGACGCUCAGGCAAAGCUUCGCAGAAUGGUAGAGGAACACUCUGCCAACUUAACCGCUCGGAUAGACUCCGACUACCCUAGUUCUAUUCCUCCUCCCGUCUCCAACUCCGCUUGUCCCUCCCAAGACUUGAAACUGACCGACUCCUCUUCCGGCUCCCCCAUCGGUCAGGUCUCUGACGUAAACUUCGUGAAACCUCUGCUUGGCGCCGAAGAAAAAGAAACCGCCGCUUGUGAUUUAGAUGUUAAGUGUAUAACGGAACUGAAAAAAGACGUUUACAAAUCGUCCCGGCCGAGUUCCAUAGAGUCCCGUCGGAGCAAAUCCCUAUGUAACACUAGCUCGGUAGAGUCCAGCGACGACGUCAAAGGCAAAAAGGACGUCAAAAAGACCAAAUCCAACCCGGUGAAAUGUGAGGGGCCAACAACCAGCGAAACAACGAACGAUAAGAAGGAUACCAUGACGGUGGAGGAGAGCGCCAGCCCGGCCAAGGACCGCUCCUCACCCGAGACCCAGGGCGCGGAUCGCCAGGAGUCGCCCAAGCCCGGGUGCAGCACCCAGCCGGAAAUCGACUCGUCUUCUCCGCGCUCCCCCAGGAGCUCCGACGGGACCCGCGACGAGGCCAGCAUGCUGCUGCCGUCGCCCUCCAGCUACCCGAAGGCGGCGUCGGCCAUCCGGAGGCUGCGUCUGGAGAACGAGCGCCUCCAGGCGGAGGUGACGCGGCUGCGGCGGCUGGUGGUGUCGGGGGCGUCUUCCGUUCUAGCCGAGAAGAAAACUCCCACGGAGGGCAACGGGGACAGCAAGGCGAAUGUGCUCGAAAUGGAGCUGCAGCUAGCCAAGGAGGCGCUAAUCACUCUUAAAUCCGACAGGCGACGAUUGAAGGCGGAGAAAUUCGAUCUGCUGGGGCAGAUGAAGCAGCUUUACGCCACGCUGGAGGACAAGGAGAAGGAACUGAGGGACUUUAUCCGGAACUACGAACAACGGGUUAGGGAGAACGAAACUUCCCUCCAGCAACUUUCCACGGAACGCGAGGAACGCGAACGGGAGCGCUGGAGUUUAUUGCGGCACGCUCGAGAUGAAGCCGAACGCAGUUUAUCUUUGGCGGCCCAACUUAACGCCAAAGAGUUACAGCUCCAGCAGGCGCAGGAACAGUUGCAAGAUGCGAGACGACAGCUGGCUUCGAGUGGAUGUCUGUCGGACCAGGAAUCUUUGGCCUCGUUGCCGCGCCACAGCAUCAACGGGGGAGCUCUGACUCCGGGCUCCGGGGGGCUGCUGUCGGGCCACCACGGGCUGGGGCUGCUUCCGGGGGAUAGAGGUAGUUGCAGCGCGGACUCCGGAGUCCGGGUCAGCUCGGACCGGGAGAGUGGGGCUACUUCAGUGGCCGGGAACUUGUCGGACUCCACCACGGACGGGACUCCGACCAUCACCGUGGAGGGGAGCAACGCGGAGGUGGACACGGUGUCGAUCGUGUCUUCGGUGCCGCCGCCGCACAUGUACCAAACAGUAUCAACUAAAGACUGCAGCCCUACUUUAUCGCCUCUUAACGCUAACACCUUCUCCAGAUCAAUAGAUGCUGGAGCUUUAUCUCGUACAACUAAUUCCAGAUCUGUGGAGCAAUUAAGUUCGCCAUUAGAUCCCGAGCCGCUGCCGGUGGGGAGGCGGCUGAAGCACCCCCACGGGCGCCCGGGAGGCGGGCGCGGGGGCACCUGGGGGAGCAUCUCCAGGGUGUUUGCCAGGUCGAGGCAUCGCAACAAGACCAACUCGCUACAAGAAAACUGCGAGCACAACUUCGAGUCCUACCGCAGCUGGUCCCCUCUGACCGAAGAGGGCUACGCCGAGAAGCUGCGCCUCCUCCGCGAGGCCGCCUCCGUGCCCAUGGAGCGCUGGAGGGCGCCCACCGUUCUCGCCUGGCUCGAAGUGGCCCUCGGUAUGCCCCAGUACGGCGCCCGCUGCGCCGAGAACAUCAAAAGCGGCAAGAUUGGUCCUUUGCAUGGUCAGGUGCUCUUAGAGCUGAGUGAUUUGGAGUUGGAAUGUGGCUUGGGUAUUACGCACCCGAUGCACAGGAAAAAGCUGCGUCUGGCCAUCGAGGAGCACCGCCAGCCGGCCCUGGUCAGGUACCCGUGCAUUGCUCAACUGGGCCACACUUGGGUCGCCAGCGAGUGGCUGCCCGACCUGGGACUGUCACAAUACUCGGAGAGCUUCACCGCCAACAUGGUGGACGCCAGGAUGCUGGAGCACCUCAGCAAGAAGGAGCUGGAGAAGUACCUGGGGGUGACGCGGAAGUUCCACCAGGCGUCGAUCGUCCACGGGAUCCAUUUGCUGCGCAUCAUGAAGUACGACCGACAGGCACUGGCCGUUCGCCGCCACCAGUGCGAGAACAUAGAUGCAGAUCCCCUGGUCUGGACUAAUCAAAGAUUUAUACGUUGGGCCCGAAGUAUUGAUCUGACGGAAUACGCCGAUAACCUAAAGGACAGCGGCGUGCACGGGGGACUAGUGGUUCUAGAACCGUCAUUUAACGGUGACACAAUGGCGACGGCCCUGGGGAUCCCCGCUAGUAAAAAUAUAAUAAGACGUCAUUUAAACGCAGAGCUAGAAGCGUUGGUUUUGCCAGCAAGAUCCACACUAGAGCACUAUGUUCGAGUCAGAGCGAAAUCGCGCGUUCUGGGAGGGUCCCUCGGACGCUCCUUUUCCCGAUCCUGUGCAGGACUUGUAGGACCUCCGCCCGUCGCUCGCGACCAAAUGAGCGCGGAGUCUCGCAGAGCCAGCCUCAGGAACGAUUACAGAAACAGGGGCUCCUUGAGUCGCGCUUUGGGCUUGACCAAAAGCAAGUCGGAGAGGGAAAGGGACAAGCAGUCGCCCACUUCUAGCUCGGAGAGCUCUUCGGUCGUCAGCCGCGUGAGUCCGCCCCUGCACUAUUUCAGAUCGACGAGGUCCGGGGGAGAGUCGCCCAUCUACGCCACGCCUUUCGCCAACCACCACGCUUACAACAGGAGGUCGGAGGAGUACGACUCCUACUCGAACAGGAGGUCCAUUGACGAGUACGAGAUCACGAAGAGCGCGCAGAGUAUGAGCUCGGAGACGGUCUCGAAGGGCAAGAUCUUCAGCAACUUCAUGGGGGGGAGUUUGCAUCGCAAGAAGAAGCAGCACAGGCGCGUGAGGAGCAUCGGGGACAUCGAUGUCAUCCACGUCGCGCCGGUUUGAUUAGGUUUUGCUCAAGUUUUGGAUUAUGUAGCACUUAUUGUUUUCACGUCUUGUACAUUUGUGAGGAUUUUACUUAAGCCAAAGAUAACCAAAUAUACUGUAUGUAUUUAGAACAAAUGUAAGAUAGCCAACCUAGGGAUAAUUAAGACGGAAGCCGAAAGGUGUAUGUUUAUAACCUGAAGAACGACCAGAAUGAGCGGGACGCAUCUAUAUAAGAUUAUUAUUGUAUAAAUUGAAGCUGAAAGUGAUAUUUUGCUGUUCAGAUUUUCGAUUAUUGCGUUGCUGUUAAGAUAGCAUAGCCAUAACACACCACCACUGAGUCAGAACUACUGACCAAACAAUAAUUUUCACUCUUACGUUACUAGGAAAAGGUGCAUAACACUUACUAAACCAAGACUUUUGAAUUAGGGAUAAAUGAAUGUGUUAUAUAUAAUUUUUUAACUAUAUUGUUACCAUGUACGCUGUUCGUGAUUUUCGUGUAUUUCGUUAUGGUCAAGUAUUGUGUGUAUAGUGUUUGUUUAUUUAAUAU
This is a messenger RNA of Zophobas morio, 4229 nucleotides long. Its product is annotated as kazrin. The record is from RefSeq and is a predicted model, not a curated record. Bases 476 to 3700 code for a protein of 1074 amino acids. The transcript has 18 exons. Gene Ontology annotation, molecular function: protein binding. Lineage: Eukaryota; Metazoa; Arthropoda; Insecta; Coleoptera; Tenebrionidae.